Molecule: messenger RNA, 2012 nt
Organism: Daktulosphaira vitifoliae (grape phylloxera)
Lineage: Eukaryota; Metazoa; Arthropoda; Insecta; Hemiptera; Phylloxeridae
Exons: 2
Coding region: 88-1806 (572 amino acids)
Source: RefSeq, a predicted model, not a curated record
UCAAAUAGAACAGUUAACUAUUUAAUAUUUCAUUAAAUUCAUUAAAGCUUUUAAAUUAGUGAGAAUUGUGCAAUUAAUAUUCAAAAUAUGUAUAGUGGAAUUUUUAUAUUUGCAUUUUUAAGUCAAUUGUCUUUCCGCUUCUUAUCUACGAUGACUUAUGAAAAAGAAAAUUAUGUAACAUAUCUAACUGGAGUAGUUAAUUAUAUACGUUAUAAAGAAGGUUGGAAUUAUCUAAAACAUUUAGAACUGAAAUUGGGGUCUUUCGAUGGAAUACCUGUUGAAGAAGUAUUGGAAAACAAUGCUAGCAAUAAUCUAUUAGAAAUGUCAACUUUCAUUAUUAAUUUACUGAACAACUUGUAUGUUGAAGUAAUAAGAUCAUUUCUGGAGUUUCUUAGAAUAAUUAUAAACAAGUGUGAAAAGUAUUCUGCUGAUAAUUUAUUUAAAGAACUGAUUGAUUGUACUGAAUUACUCGAGAAUGGAGUAAAAAAAUCUACAAUUUUAUUUGACAAAUUGUAUAAAGCAACGACGUUUAUCAGUUCUUUAGAUUUAAAAUAUGCAUUUCCUAAAAUUGAAGGAAAUCCUUUUGUUGUAGUUGAUGAAAUAUAUUUCGUCAAGCAAUUCGUGAGUUUCAUAAUAUUAACAAAUUGGUCAUAUUAUAAAAAUCAAAAAGAAGAUUUUGACAAUUACAUAGCAGUAAUGAUUAUCUCUAAUAUUAAAAAAUUUUCAAAUGAGGUAACUGAAAUGAUAUUAAACAUAGAAAAGGGAAAAAAAAUUUUAGUAGAUUUUCCCUACCGAAUAAAUAUUAAAUUAAUGUUCGAUAACGGUUACAAAACCUGUACAAAUCAAUACACAAGAUAUAAUGAUUUUAUUUUUCUUAAUUUAAAUAAGGUUUAUGAUCAUAUUGCAAGAAAUGGAUUUGAUAAAUUUGGCUUUAAUGAAUUGCUUUCUCCUUCAAUAAAUAAUUUUCCGUCACUCGUACCACCACCAGAUGAUCCAAUCAAUCCAGGACAAAGAUUAGCAGCUAUGAAUAUACUUAUUGAUAAGAUUAAAUGGGAUUCUUUUACUGGUAUAUCAAUACAGGAAUCCUAUCAAACAAUUAGUUUGAGUCGUGUUCUCAGAGAUCCAGUUGAUAUUUAUAACUUUCAUAUCAAAAGAAAAUAUAUUAAACUUUUAUUUAGGUGUAAGAUUUUAGAAGUAUUAACAGAAUAUACUUCUUAUUUAACUGCAAUCUUACAAUUAUUUGACAAAGAGAAAAAACAUUUAGAGUUUACAAAUAAUCAUGUUAAAUAUGUUGAAUCGGUGUAUAUAUUUGUUGAUACCAUUAAGAGGACUCAGAUAUUUUUUAAUAUUAUAAAUACAGUAAUAAUGAAUUUAAAUAAAUCAUCGAUGUGGUUUCAAAACCAAGCAAGUUUAUUAUUAUGGCCUAUACAAAAGCUUGUAAAUGAUUAUUUUGUUUUGUUAAAUAAAACAUCUUUAUUACGCGAUGAUUUUAUUUUUAAAGAGAAUUGUGAUGAGAAAAUAAAAGCAGACCAAUAUCUAUCUGAUGUAACACUAGUAAAAAAACUCUUUUCACAUAAGUUAUGUAAUUUGAAACGAAAUCGAGAACAUCGUUGUAUAUUUAAUUUAAGUUCCAGAUUUCAUAGAGAAAAUUUUAAAAAUAUUACCAAGAUAAAUGCUGUUGAAUUGAAUAAUAAUACAAUUGACUCAAAAACUUACUGUCAACAGGCUUGUGUGGAAUUGUACAUGUAUUGUGAUCAUUUUAUUAACGUUGAACUUAUAAAUCUUGGUUUUGAUAAAAUUUAUUAAAAUAUUUUUUUAUGUUAUAAAAACUUUUUAUGGCAUAUUUUAAACUUUCAUAGUAUUCACUUCUAAAUUCAUUGUUAAGUUAUUAUUUAAAAAUUACAUGUAAAGUUGGAUUAUUUUAUUUUUAUUUGAGUAAUAAUGGUCCAUAUGUAGCUACAAUAUUUCAUUAUUGUUGAAUAUUCUUCAUAUUGUAGUUUAAAAAAAAAACC